Ostreobium quekettii is the source of this 3024-nucleotide messenger RNA. The record is from the annotation of a GenBank genome assembly. NCBI's taxonomy places the organism in Eukaryota, Viridiplantae, Chlorophyta, Ulvophyceae, Bryopsidales, Ostreobiaceae.
AUGGCACGACAUUCAAAGAAAGAGGCGAUGCAUGCAAUCUCUUCCAUGGGCUGGAGCAUGUCUUUCGUUUCUUUGCUUGGCCUGGCUGUGAUUUCUGUUCUCUUUGGAGCAAGGAGCACAGAAGCACAGUGUGCAGAAGGGACCUUUGAUGCCACUUGUGUCUGCAUUGAUGAUGCAGAUGAUGGGUGCAGGUUGUCGGGUUAUCAGCGGCAGAGCUGUGCCUGCCAGACAGGGAUUAAUGUGAAAUUGAAAAGAAAUGACACAACAGGUGUCUGGGAGGUGGAUGGGACAUAUCAAGUUAACAGAUCAACCUAUCUGUCUGGAAUCGAAAUCACCUCCAUGGACACAUUCUUGGAAUCUCUGAAGGGGAUGAUGAGCCAUCCUAUUGUAUUGAAGAGCACAUCAGUGGAGUCAUUCCAGCUACCAGAAGACGCUUUGAGAAUUGGGGGUCUUGCCAUUGUUGGAAACAAGUAUUUUACCAGCCUGUCUGGGACUGGGGAUCUUGAACAUGUGAAGGGGGACUUGGACAUAUCAGGCAAUGAGGCUCUUGUGAACAUCACUGGGUUUGACAACCUUACCAUGGUCGACGGAAGACUUUUGAUAGGGAACAAUGAGGCUCUCAUGAGUAUCAGUGGGUUUCAGAACCUUGUUGUGGUGGAUGGGAGUUUUGGCAUCGAAAACAAUCUUGCUCUUCUCAGUAUAUCUGAUUUCAAUGGGCUUACAAAGGUGACUUACAACUUCUCUGUUAGGGGUAGUGCUGGCAUCAAGGACAUAAGUGGCUUCAACAUGCUUGAAAGCGUGGAUGGUGAUCUGUACAUAACUGCCCACAAAUCUCUUGUGAGCAUCAGUGGCCUGGAGAGCCUGCGCAGUGUGAGAGGUAUAGUGUCCCUUCAGUCAAAUCAUAUUCUUAAAGAUAUCCAUGGCUUCAGGGCUCUUGUCAAAGUGGGUGGUUUGCAAAUCCAGAAGAAUGGUGAAGUAUUUGACUGCAAUAGUGGAGACAAGUUGUCAGGUUCUGCACACAUCUCAGGCCUCUCCAGUCUCACUCAGGUGGAUGGAGAUGUGGAUAUAUCUGACAACAAUGCCAUUGCCAACAUCAGCGGGCUGCAGAAUCUGUCCAGGGUGAAAGGAAACCUGCAGAUCAAAUCAAAUGUCAAGCUCACAACUGUGGUUGGCUUCAGCAGACUUGAAACUGUGGAUGGGGAUUUGGUAAUCAACUCAAAUGCAGUUUUUGAUGAUGGCAGUGGAAUGAGUGGCCUGAGAAGUGUGAAUGGCAGUGUGAUAAUAACAGGUAAUGAGAAUCUUUGGAGCAUUAGUUGGUUUGAGAACCUCACAAUUGUGACUGGCAGUUUUGCAGUUCGACAUGGGGUCCAACAUUUGGACACAACAGGACUAAAGAGCCUUAAAAUGGUGGGCAAGGACUUCCACAUUGUGCUUGAUUCUGGGUGUCAACAUGGAUGUUCUAAAUCUCUUGAGGGGUUUGAUACCCUUGAAGAGGUGGGUGGCAAUGUCAAUAUUUCUUGCUCAUGCUUAAAUGGCACAGAACUGAAGGGACUUCAAAAAGUAGGAGGAGAUUUCAUUAUUGAGAAGAAUGAGCUUGUGGACGAUGGCAAUGCUUAUUUCCAGAAUGUCACAAAUGUUGAUGGGAGUCUGAUAGUGGCAUUCAAUAAUGUCACAAGUGGCACAAGGGAUUGUAGUGAGUUUAACAUCCUUGAAGCACUGAAACAAGUGUGCCUUGGGAAGAGGGACACAUCCUGUGGCCUGAGGAUUCAUGGCAAUUCAGGGUAUCAGCAAAUUAGCAGUUUUGGGAACUUGAGCAAGAUUGGAGGAAGCUUGGAGAUCAGCAAUAAUGGUGAUCUUUGCACUAUUCAGAAGUUCUCCAGACUGGAAUUCAUUGGACCAUCAAGGAGGGCUAGUGGUACACCUGCGGACCUGUUCAAUGUCUCUGUAGGCUUUUUUAUUGCCCACAAUCCAAAGUUGGCAAGGGUCGAAGGUUUUGAAGCUCUCAGCAAAAUUGGUGGGUAUCUGGCCAUUGUAGACAAUGCCAGGCUUAGCCACAUCUAUCUGCCAGCCCUGGAAAGUGUGACAUCACGCACGAUCAUACAGUCAAACAUGGAUGGCAGCCCAACCUGGUCUUCAGGUCCAUUGCCAUUUCGAGAGGGAGGUUGCAACUCGUGGGAUGAUAGAGUCCCGCAUGUGGACACAAUGUCUGAUGGUGGACAGGUCUUUGUCACCAGGCUGAGGUCGAUGGCAUGCACAGAGAAACUCCUGUCCAGCCUGUCCUCCUUGGGGGUGGUCAUUGUGAUGGUGCUCGCAUUUCUGAUUCUCCUCUUCUAUGUGGCAAGAGACUUCUACAAUCCCUAUCAAGAGAGGGUGAGUGUGGAUACUCUCAGGGACACAUUUGCAACACACCUGGUUGCAGUGGCUGAUCUUCUCUCAGAUAUGUACUUUAUUGUCAGCGUUUUCCUCCUGAAUGGUGACAAUACAAGUGGCAUUGUUAUUGGAGUGUUGAGUGUCAUGGUGGUGUUCACCUCUAUGUGGUACAAGGUCAUUGCCACAUAUGUUGGACUCACCAGCAAGAAAAUAGCGGAAGACCUUGAGUUGCCUCUCAUAGAUGGUUCUGGGAUGCUUCUUCAGUGUCUGAAUGAGAGCAAAAUGAUGAGGAAAAGUGAUUGGCUUGUCCUAUUUCCUGGCCUUCUUGUGCUUGAUGUCGAGGUUCUCAAGCAUAUGCCAUGGGCACCACUGACCAGUGGUACCAACGAGCAUUCUUAUGCAGGCUUUCCUCACAAAUACUUCAGCAAUGUAGCUUUUCGUGCUGCAUUGUUGGAAGAUGUGCCUCAGAUUUUGCUCCAAAUAGCCUUCAUAGUGACUGUUCAGAAUAGUGAGGGGACAGACAUCAAUGGAGCCAUUGCAUCGCUGACACUGUCUAUCAUUGAUAUCAUGGUAAAGUUUGUGUUUCCUGUGUUUCUGUUGUGGUUUUUUCCACCCCGUCAUCUACGCAGAGUGAAGGCAAGAGAAGUGAGAUAG